AUGGCCGAACCCCGCAAAGCCCUCCUUAUCCCGGAGGUGCUCACCUGCAUCCUCCUAGAGGUCGACAACAACACCCUCGUCAAAGCCCAACGAGUCUGUCGCCAGUGGAGAGACCUCAUCCAAGCCUCACCCGACCUGGAGGUGAAGCUCUUCUUCAAACCGGCCCUCGCAUUUCCUUUUGCCGACGGGACGCCCUCGCUGAAUCCCAUCUUUACUUCGAGCUGGUCAUCAAUCAUCAGCCCCUGGACACAAUCAAUGAGGUCUCGGAAAGAUUCGAGCUGGCAAAGAAUGCUCGUGUUCCAGCCGUACCUGCAAACGAUGCUCAUCUUCGAAGACGAAAGCGACUUGUCCGAUUCUCCCCCGACACCCUUUCGAGCGACAGUACUCCGAUUCGAGCCCGAGGUCAUCAAACAUAGGGAUCAGUUGCGUGUCUCUCAGAUUCAUUGCCGUGAGCUCUGGCACUGUGUACUAUCUCUGCCGAUCGCCACACGCAUCAAAGACGGCAGAGAUGGCAAGGAGGUCACUCAUGUUUCAUGGAAGAACAUCUUGGUCGUUAGCGACAGCUUCCCUGCCGACGUCACGUUUCUAAAACGCAUGUUCUUCAACCGGGCGAACCGUCCAUGCGCGGAUUUCUACGAUCUUGUCUUCAUUCGCAAGCCUUGGGAAAUACUGCCGCAUACAAACUUGGUACAAGGAAGAGAUGGACAGUGGAGCGAGAAGGUGCUAUCGCCUCUUGAGAAAUGGCUUCAGUCGGUGGAACCCUGGGUGCGUGUGGAGAAACAGUGGUGCCUGUCGCGUCCCGAGUACAAGGAAUUGUCUAGGAUAUAAG
Messenger RNA from Aspergillus calidoustus, 829 nucleotides. The record is from the annotation of a GenBank genome assembly. NCBI's taxonomy places the organism in Eukaryota, Fungi, Ascomycota, Eurotiomycetes, Eurotiales, Aspergillaceae.